AUGAGCGACGGCCUUGUCAAGAGGGCGUCUUCUUCGGAGGGCGCCCACGGCGGCCACGACAUCGAGAAGACGGGCUACCAAACACAGACCUACGACGACAACCUCAAGGAGAAUGUCCACAUCCGCGGUCUCGAGACCAGCGAGGACACGAAGCUGCACCGUGGUCUCAAGGCCCGCCACAUCACCAUGAUUGCCAUCGGUGGUGCCAUCGGUACCGGUCUCAUUGUCGGAACCGGCAAGGCUCUCGCCCAGGCCGGCCCCGGCUCCGUCUUCAUCUCGUACACUCUCGUCGGUUUCAUCGUCUUCCUCGUCAUGGCUGGUCUUGGUGAGAUGGCUGCUUGGCUGCCCAUCUCUUCUGGCUUCACUGGUUACGCCUCGAGAUUCUGCGACCCCUCGCUCGGUUUUGCCCUCGGCUGGACUUAUUGGUUCAAGUACAUCAUCGUCACGCCCAACCAGCUUACAGCGGCUGCUUUGGUUAUCCAGUUCUGGGUAGAUCGCGAAAAAGUCAACCCCGGUGUCUUCAUCGCCAUCUUCCUCGUCGCCAUUGUCUGCAUCAACUACUUCGGUAUCAGAUUCUUCGGUGAAUUCGAGUUCUGGCUCUCCAGUUUCAAGGUCGUCACCAUUGUCGGAAUCAUCAUCUUCUCUCUCGUCCUGGCUCUGGGCGGUGGCCCCGACCACGACCGCAAGGGAUUCCGCUACUGGAAGAACCCUGGUGCCUUCAAGGAGUACAUCGACACUGGUGAUGCCGGCCGCUUCUACGGUUUCUGGUCCUGCAUGGUCAACGCCACCUUCGCCUACCUCGGUACUGAGCUUGUCGGUGUCACCGUCGCUGAGGCUCAGAACCCUCGCAAGACGAUCCCCCGCGCGAUCAAGCUCACCUUCUACCGUAUCCUCUUCUUCUACUGCUUCAGUGUCCUCCUCAUCGGCAUGCUCGUCCCCUACAACUCCCCGGAUCUCGCCUUCGCCAACAAGUCCCAGACCGGUGCCUCCGCCUCCCCCUUCGUCGUGGCUGCCACGCUCGCUGGUGUCAAGGUCAUCCCCCACAUCAUCAACGCUUGUAUCUGCAUCUUCGUCUUCUCUGCGUCCAACUCAGACCUCUACAUCGCCUCCCGUACCCUCUACGGUCUUGCCUCUGACGGCUCUGCCCCUGCCAUCUUCAAGCGCACUGACAAGCGUGGUGUCCCCAUCUACGCCCUCGGGUUCUCCGCCAUGUUCGCCCUUCUGGCUUUCAUGAACGUCUCCAACGACUCCAAGGCUGUCUUUGGUUACUUCGUCAACCUCACCACCAUCUUCGGUCUCUUGACCUGGAUCUCCAUCCUCGUUACCCACAUCUGGUGGUGCAAGGCCCGCAAGGCCCAGAACAUUCCCGACGAGAUCCUUCCCUACGUCGCCCCCGUCGGCAUCUGGGGCUCGUACGGCGCUCUGUUCCUCUGCAUCAUCAUCGCCCUCACCAAGAACUACGACGUCUUCACUGGCGGCGACUUUGGCAAGGAGAAGUACAAGACCUUCAUCACCGGCUACCUCGGCAUUCCCCUCUACCUCAUCCUGAUCUUCGGCCACAAGCUCUACUACAAGACCCGUGGCGUCAAGCCCCACGAGGCCGACUUCUACACCGGAAAGGACAUCAUCGACCGCGAGGAGGAGGAGUUCCUCGCGCGCAAGGCUGCCCAGAAGGAGGCCAACGGUGGCAAGGGCGGCAAGGGCGGUUGGUUCUACAAGACCUUCCUUUCCUGGCUCUUCUAA
Messenger RNA from Colletotrichum fioriniae, 1743 nucleotides. It is a transcript of the gene DIP5, whose product is annotated as amino acid transporter. Gene Ontology annotation, molecular function: amino acid transmembrane transporter activity. NCBI's taxonomy places the organism in Eukaryota, Fungi, Ascomycota, Sordariomycetes, Glomerellales, Glomerellaceae. Gene Ontology annotation, cellular component: membrane. Gene Ontology annotation, biological process: amino acid transmembrane transport. The record is from RefSeq and is a predicted model, not a curated record.